AUGGCCACUCCUCGGGGUGUUCAGAUUGCCGCUCGUCUUCUCAGUCGAGGCUCAAAGUCUCUACCGGCCCAUACCUUUCCCAUAAAACGCAGGUUCGAUUGUCCGUCAAUCGCAUGCAAUUCGAAUAUUAGAAAUGCAUCCCUUCACACACGAGCAACCCAUCACGCACAGGUGGCUGCGGCAGUACAGGAGGAAGCGUGGGAGCCUCCUGAGCCCACAAACCCUGCCAUGGCCUUUCCUUGCCUUGAUGCACAAGAAAUGAAGACUGCUGCACUGCAGACCCGAUCCCACCAGUCUGGCCCAGAACCUUCGUACACAACAGGAAAACACAUGGUAUUCCACUGUGGUGAACCCAUCUUGCUGGACUGGGGCGGUAUUCUCCCGGAAUUCGACAUUGCCCAUGAAACCUGGGGAACAUUAAAUGCGGACAAGAGCAAUGCCAUUCUACUGCACACUGGGCUCUCAGCAUCUAGUCAUGCACACAGCACUGAGGCAAACCCAAAACCUGGCUGGUGGGAGGAAUUCAUUGGACCUGGCGGCCCCAUAGACACCAACAAAUAUUUUGUGAUAUGCACGAACGUGAUUGGCGGUUGCUUUGGUUCAACUGGGCCUUCUUCUAUUGAUCCAUCUGAUGGGCAAAGAUAUGCGACCAGAUUUCCGAUUUUGACCAUGGACGACAUGGUUCGGGCGCAGGCAAGAUUACUGGACGGUCUAGGGAUUGAGAAGCUCUGUGCCAGUGUAGGAGCAAGUAUGGGCGGAAUGCAAAGCCUUGCAUUUGGAGUACACUUUCCAGACCGGGUCGGAAGAAUUGUCAGCAUAUCCGGCUGUGCAAGAAGCCACCCCUACAGUAUUGCUAUGCGACAUACUCAAAGACAGGUUCUCAUGAUGGAUCCGAAAUGGAACCGAGGUUUCUAUUAUGACAGCAUCCCACCCCAUUCGGGAAUGAAACUUGCCCGGGAGAUUGCCACGGUGACUUAUCGAAGCGGUCCGGAAUGGGAGAAGCGAUUCGGCCGUCAGCGCGCUGACCCCAGCCAACAGCCUGCUUUGUGCCCGGAUUUCCUCAUUGAGACAUAUUUGGACCACGCCGGCGAAAAGUUUUCCCUCGAAUACGAUCCGAAUUCCUUGCUCUACGUCUCCAAAGCAAUGGACCUCUUUGACCUAGGGCAUACCCAUCAGGAAAGUGUCAAGAUUCGACGUCAACAGAACCACGAGAAAUUGACCCGGCGCAAGGGAUCUUGGAUAGGAAAUGACCUAUCUUGCAGCCUGACACUGCCCGCUAAGAAUUACGAAGAGAAAGUAUCGACAGCUCCCAUGGAUGAAGGUGUUGGCCCUGAAUCAGAAGUUGGACCUCCUAAGGAUCUGGUCACGGGAAUGGCCCCAUUGAAAUCUCAUCCUGUUCUCGUGAUGGGCGUUGCAAGUGAUAUUCUGUUCCCAGCCUGGCAACAGCGUGAAAUUGCUGAAACAUUGCGCGCUACGGGAAACACUCAGGUAACCCACAUCGAGUUGGGAGAAGAUAUCAGCCUGUUUGGCCAUGAUACCUUUCUAUUAGAUUUGGAGCAUAUCGGUGGCAAUAUUGGGAAAUUCUUGCAGUGA
Molecule: messenger RNA, 1593 nt
Organism: Rhinocladiella mackenziei CBS 650.93
Lineage: Eukaryota; Fungi; Ascomycota; Eurotiomycetes; Chaetothyriales; Herpotrichiellaceae
Product: homoserine O-acetyltransferase
Exons: 1
Coding region: 1-1593 (530 amino acids)
Biological process (GO): L-homoserine metabolic process
Molecular function (GO): homoserine O-acetyltransferase activity; L-serine O-acetyltransferase activity
Source: RefSeq, a predicted model, not a curated record